Messenger RNA from Aaosphaeria arxii CBS 175.79, 1208 nucleotides. RefSeq lists its product as uncharacterized. The transcript is spliced from 3 exons. The coding region runs from base 1 to 1026 and encodes 341 amino acids. NCBI's taxonomy places the organism in Eukaryota, Fungi, Ascomycota, Dothideomycetes, Pleosporales. The record is from RefSeq and is a predicted model, not a curated record.
AUGAAAUCUGUUCUCGCCGUCUUCAGCUUCGGGCUGUGUGUAGCCGGAGAUCGUUUCAUCUUUCUCCAUAAUACAUACCCCCACGCUAAGUGGACACUUCAGGCUCUUCCUCUGCCCGGCAAUCCACCAUCGAUCAAGGGUCAAAUCAAACAACUAGAUGAUGGGCAGAAUCGAAUAGGAGGUGGACGCACCCUCGGCACAUACCAUAUCGUGAACGGCAGUGUCUGGGACGAGCAUGGGCGAGGUUGCAUCCUAACACCUGCUACCACUCAGUGGCAAUGCGAUGAAGGGGUUCCACAGUGGAACAUUUACGCCAAACCCGCACCGGGCCAGCGGAAGUGUGUUCCUAUCAAUCUGUAUUCAUCGGAAAUUCAAAUCCACGAUACUUGCUCGGUCAACGCUACUUCCAUCCAGUCGACGAGUAUUUCAUCCACGGCCAUACAGUCUACGAGCAUUUCAUCUACGGUUACGUCUAGGUCUAAAACUUCAACGAGUGCAAGUAUAACAUCUUCCACACCAACACCGUCGCCCAAGGCAAAUCGGAAAAGGUGUCCUGUGGAUCUCGAAGGUGCUUUCGAAUUUCCACAUUUGAUUGUCCCUAUAGACAGAAGUAAACCACAUGAAAAGUUUGGAAAUCAUCUCAAUGGAACAAUCAAGGCACCAGAUCUGUGCACAGGCUUCAAUUUCGACGUCCAUACACGUUUCUCCGGCAAGACCUGCUCCGUCAUAUUUUUUCUACCGGAGCAUGAGAAACUCCAAACCAGUUCCUAUGAGCUAAAGGGUAGCGGUGGCCUCGUGUUCGCCGCUCUGGACAAGCCGAUGGAUCAUGAAACAUCUUGGUCCACCAAACCGGGCAUCACCGAUGUGAUAAAAAUCCAGCCUUUGUCAGAAGGGGCCCAGUAUCAUGUUUUCACUACUGCUUGUCCUGCUGGCAAGACUGUGGGUUAUGGAAUUUCAAUCCCAGUCCAAUCGGCUUAUACAUUCGCGUAUGUUGAGAUCGAGGAAGGGGACUGCGCAGUCGCUUGAAGGGACGUAUUUCUGGAUGACGUUCAUUUGCGAUAGAUACCUGAAUGCAUAAAACUGGUUUUGCCUGACUUCGUGUAGACUUCUGUUCUAAUCACAAAUACCAGUUGUUUCUGUUAGAUCGCCAGGACGUUCGGUGUCUAGACGUACACCAGAACAUCCAUAGCCAAUUACGAGGUAUUAAC